This is a messenger RNA of Vicugna pacos (alpaca), 3163 nucleotides long. The record is from RefSeq and is a predicted model, not a curated record. NCBI's taxonomy places the organism in Eukaryota, Metazoa, Chordata, Mammalia, Artiodactyla, Camelidae.
AAUCAGGGUCAAGGAGUGUUGUACGAACAUUCGAUUUAAUCUCCAAAUUCUCAUGUGGAAGGUUGCUCAGCUCUACUGACAGAGGACAAGGAGGUGAUCAGAGAUUGAGACACACAGGAGAGCUGGGGACUGAAGCGAGACUCCUUCCACUGCGCUUGGGAUAGACCCUGGGGUGUCCACACUGGGCGGGGGAGGACCCUGGAAAGGAGCAGUCCGCGAGCAGGAACCCAGGACAACUCAGCGACCAGAGAAGGUGCUCGCGUCACCGAGGGAGGCCGUGGGUUUGGUGACUUAGUCUCCCCUCCGGGCGGGACCGAGCAAGUCAGCAGCAGCCGCUGCGCUACUUCUGCGAAUGUGGGCGGGGCAAGGCCUGCAAGGUGGGGGAGGAGCCACCUGGGUCCCGCCCCAACCAUUGUGCCGCGGGAGCCGGUGGGCGAGCGGCCCGUCGCGAGCCAAUCAGGACGUAGCACGCAAAUGAGCAGGCCCGCGGACGCCCGGAGCUGCGUGGCAGUCCUGCAAUCAACGCGCAGACCGCGGAGCCCAGCGGCGCGGAUUUGGUGAGAGGGUCGGCCGGGGCCAGGGCGGACGCCGGGGCGCAGGGGCCGGGAGGAUGGAGGUCCGGACGCACCAGGCCCAGAGAUGGUUGGAGACAGGAUGCGGAAGCCCUCGGGGACCCCACCCGCUACGAAUCUGGACGUGGACGGUGUGCAGACGCCCAGGGUGCUCCAAGCAGAGGACCAGCUGGACGCUUGAAGGGCGUGGGGUACGGGGAGCCAGGGACCAGGGACAACAGCACCCCGGGGCCGCUGACACAGUGGCCAAUGGACGGACGGAGACUCAGACCCAUGGAGGCCUGGGGGACCCUCAUGCCAUCUCCCCGCCCCGCGCAGAAAGGAAUCCGUGGACGCACCGCGGAACGGACGAGAGAAAAGGCGGGCAGCGGGCCAGGCCACUCGCACCAUGACCAGCUACCGUUACCACUCGGGAUAUUUGGCCGACGAUGAGGCCGGCCACAGCACCUACGCCGCCCGGCCACCAAAGAAGCCACUGCUCCCUGAAAUGGGGAAAGCCUCCAAGCUGGGCCCCAUGCCACAGCCACCAUCGAUGCAUAGCCUCUGGGGCAGUUCAGGGCUCCACAGCCACCGCCAGAACCUCAGGGGCCCUCGACCCUUCCGGAGCUUCCUGGAUUUCCUCGUUGAGGGUCAGGUCCUGGACAGCCUGCAGACAGUGGUGGAAAAGGCAACUGAGCUCAUGGCCACCAUGAAGACAGAGGCCGGGGUGCCGCUGGUGGAGGUGCAGGACCCAGUGGAGGUGCCGAGGGGUGGACAGCGGGCGCACGCUCGGCCCAGCCUCAGUACCGUGCACCGGCACCGUACCCGGCCCAGCCUCUGCAUGGGGAGCCCCAACAACUACCCAUCCUGCUCUAGCUCCACAUCCAACUCCCACAGUAGCUUCACCAUCGGCUGGCCAGGCUCCUAUCGCCGGAACAGUGACAUGGGCCCCCGCGGCUGGGGUCCACUGCCGCCCAUGAAGGACCAACUCCUGCUGGAGAAGAACCUCAGACGGCUGAUGCAGCUGGAGAACCAAGGGAAAGGCCUGGGGCAGCCCUGCUCCCACAGGGACUCCCUGCUGUGGAACUCGCUGGGCAGCCAGGCCAGCAGCCAGUGGACCCCAGAGCAGCCACUGUCCUGGGUCUCAGGUCUGCUGGGCUCCAGCUCAGACACACCCAAAGCGUCAGAGCUGGGCCCUGGAGAGCGGGAGCUGCUCUUCCUCAAGCGGGAGCUGCACAAGGAGAUCAAGUCCUUGCUGAGCCAGCCAGCAUCCUUUAACCUGCCUGGAUACCAUGUAGGUCGCGAGCCCCAUCGGACCCUGGACUUCCUGGCCAAGCAUCACCUCUUCCCUGCCCUGCAGAACGUGGUCAAGCAGGCGGUGGACAAGCUCAGCAGCGCCUGCCUCCGUGAUGGCUAUCCUCUCUUCCCGUCAGAAUGGGAGCCUGCCACGGAGUCCACCUCCAAGGUGGCCACACCCACCAACAGGGAGGAGCCCUAUGAUUCGCUGACCACCACGGCCUCCAGCCCCAAGAUAAGCCACAGGAAGAGCUUCAAGUGCAAGAGUCACAGCGGCAAGCCCAAGGAAGUUGGUUCCCUUGUGUCUAGUACUCAAAUGGCCACCAGAUUCAGGCUAAAGAGCCCCAGUUACAAGCUCACCGAGAAGAAGCUGCUGCCCUCCAUCUUGUCCGAGUCCUCAGGGUCCCACCUCUCCAACCCCUGGCAGGAGGAGCUGGUCAGCUACCUGAGGGAUCAGGCUGUCUCCUUGCUCAUCUACAAGUACAAGUUUGAGAAGAACCUCACCAGGCAGCUGGGCUUCAUCUCCUUCCCCGUCACGGAGGCACUUAUGGACCUCUUCCUGGGCUUCAAGAAGGUGAAGGGCUCACGCAUCCACCUGUCCUCCAAGGUCGACUGGAGCUGCCUGCUGCGCAGGCUGGAGGAGGCCGAGUGCAGCCAGCAGGCGUCACGGCAGGUGUCUCGGCACACCUCCCCGCAGCACAGCACCCACUGGCACCGCGCGAGGACCCCCUCCACGCUGCCCAAGCCGGCCACCAAGACCACCAGGAUCCCAGAGAAGGCCAGGGAGCCCCACCCCGACAGACAGUCUCCCAGCCCCAGGCUGCUCACCCCCCAGGAGAGCAUGGCAGCUGGGAAGAAGGAGCCUGCAAGGCCGCCAGAGCCCAAGCUGUCCACGUUCUCCAACACUAGCGUGGCCUCCAGUCAGUCCUGGCAAACGGUGGACGUGGGGGACAACCAGAGCCUUGAGGAGGAGGAGGACGAGUACAAAGUGGAGGAUGAGGAGGAGGAUGAGAAAAGGGACGAGGAAGAGGACUACUUCUUUGGAGGUGAGGGUGAGCCCCACAGCUCCCCAGAACCUCAAGUGGAGGUUAAGGUCCGCCCCUGGGCAGAUGCAGAUGUAGGCCACGGUGACCCCCCGUGAGGCCCCUGGGCCGUGCCAAGCGCUCCAUGCCCUGCUCCUCCCGCCCCAUCGGGACACCGCCUUCCCAGCCGGCCCGCCCAGAGCAGAGGUCAGAAGGGCUGGCACCCAUGAGGGGUUCUGCUGAGCCUCUCAGGGGAGCCAGUGGGAGAAAUAAAGCUCGUGUUGAUGGAGCACA